CAACACUGUCAACUGUUUUCUUAAAUUUAUGUCACUUGUCAAAGUCACUUCUAUAGAAAAAAAUCAGAAAAUGUGUGGUGGUUUCAUAAAAUUGUAAUUUUUCUAUCAGUUUUCAUUUACUGACUGAAGUUUGCAGCGUCUGCAAAAUUUGAAUCGGUUUAAUUUAUCUCGCGACCGGCUUUAUAUAUUUUUAGUAAAAAAAGAAAUGGGUAACGUACACGCUUAUUCCAGUGCACCACCACCCCCAGGAGCAAGGAGGGACCCCUUCGAUCCGAAGCAGGUCAUCGAAAACCCGGGCCCUCUGGAAGAAAUUCACUCAAAGUGCAAAAAUGUAUUCCCAACUUGCUUCGAAGGAGCGCGAGUGCUGCUCACAAGAGGACUUAGCAAUCACUUCCAAAUAUCUCACACUAUAAACAUGAGUUCAGUGACUCCUAGCGGGUACAGGUUCGGUGCUACCUACGUAGGGACAAAGCAAAUAUCACCCACAGAGGCUUAUCCUAUUUUACUAGGAGAUAUAGACCCUUCGGGAAAUCUUAACGCAACCGUUAUUCAUCAACUUUGCCCUAAUAUUCAAGCAAAAUUUGGAGCACAGAUUCAAAAUUCCAAAUUUCAAGUAGGCCAGUUGACAAUGAAUUACAAACGAUCUGACUACACUGCUAGUUGUACAAUAGCCAAUCCCGACAUAAUUAAUGGCUCUGGUGUAGUUGUUCUACAUUAUCUUCAAGCCGUUACCGCCAGAUUAGCCCUCGGAACGGAGCUUGCUUACCAAAGGGGACCUGGUAUUCCGGGAGGGGAAAUUGCUUUGCUCAGUGCAGCUGCCAAAUAUUCAACUGAUAAUGUACAAGUGUCUGGUACAUUGGGAGUGUCUGGUGUGCACCUUUGUUAUUACCAGAAGGCUAGUAAACAGUUACAAAUUGGAGUUGAAUUAGAAGCUAAUCACAGAAUGCAAGAGGCUGUAGCAUCGAUCGGAUACCAAGUAGAUUUGGCGAAAAGUGAAGUUUUAUUUAAAGGCCAUAUCGAUUCAAACUGGUCAGUAGGGGCAGUUUUAGAAAAGAAAUUGAGCCCUUUGCCUUUCACGUUAGUUCUUAGUGGAUUGAUGAAUCACAAUAAAAACCAAUUUCGACUUGGUGUUGGAAUAUUAAUCGGGUAGAUUUUUUUAAAUGAAGAAUUAGUCUAAAAAUUGAUUGUUGGACUAUUACCAAUUAAAGUUUUAUGAAGUAAUACGGAUGCAUUUUUUAAUAUUUUUUGUUUCAAGAUGGCAGGAUAAAAACGUAAAUUUGUUUAAAAUUAGUUUGCAUUUCAAUUAGAUGUUUGUUGUCUUGUGAAGAAAUAAUUUCAACACGCACUAUUUUAUUUUGCCCUGAGUGCGAUUUUUAGAUUUUGUAAUUAUUUAUCUAAAAAUGUGUUGAUUUCAGUUUUUUUGUUACUUUUUUACAGUUAUGAAUUAAUAGAAAAUAUAUUGUUGAAGCAA
Molecule: messenger RNA, 1471 nt
Organism: Phyllotreta striolata
Lineage: Eukaryota; Metazoa; Arthropoda; Insecta; Coleoptera; Chrysomelidae
Source: the annotation of a GenBank genome assembly